GGUUCCAACGCUUUUUAGUCGUCUUCUCCGGUGCGUCCAAUUCCGCGCGAUUCUGUGACAUAGCCAUCAGAUCUCGGCGGGGUAUCUGCUGAAUUGAUUCUAUGUGAGAACUCAUGGGGGAAAGAGUGAAUGAAGUUCUUUUCGAGACGCGCCGUCACGCUUCGAGGCCUUAUGUUUCGAACUACCCUCCGCAGCAGCAGUUGAAACCUGGUGGUGCUGGGAGUUUGCUUUCUCAUCUUCCGUUUCGAGGAAUCACUCAACUUAAAGAGAAAUGGAGUGAGUAUAGGCAACCAAAAAGAUUCAAAAGGUUAGUGUCCCUGUUUGUAUCUGCAAGAGGUGACUAUGUUGCUGUAGCUUCCGGAAACCAAAUAACUAUUCUGCGGAAGGAUAAUGAUUACCAGGAGCCAGUUGGAAUUUUCAGAUGUCAGAAUGCCGUUACAUUCAAGUGUGGUACUUGGUCAGAAAGUCAUGAAUUACUUGGAGUUGCUGAUGAUUCUGAUACCAUCUACAUUGUUAGACCAAAUGGGGAAGAGAUGACCCAAAUUACCAAAAGGCAUCUGAAAGUCUCCUCACCUAUUGCUGGCUUGAUUGUGCUGGAUGAUGGUCCUGAUAAGAAAUCUUGCUUGUGUACCUUUACUGUUUUUGUUUCCGAUGGUUCAUGCCAUGAUAUUGAGAUAUCUAAGGAUCCAUGUGCAUCCAUUUUUCCAACACAGUUACUGAACAAUGCAUCCAUACAAAGACAACGUCCUCUUGAAAUUUUGUGCUGGGACUAUCACCCAAAACAUUCUCUAUUUGCAAUAGUCAGUAAUGCUGGUGAUACCCAAUCGUCACUUAAUGGGAACACUGGAUCCUUUAAUGUAUCUAUUUGGAGAAGGAAAGAAAAUCUACAAAUGGAACCAAUUGUUUUUGCCAAAUCUGAUGGUUCAUACACAAUAACCAAAGGUUAUCACAGUCAACUGUCAUCACCAAAACUGCAGUUCUCACCAUGUGGAAAAUUUGUUGUUUCUCUGGAUACAGAAGGGUGCUUAUUUACUUUCCAGUUUGAUGAAAGUAAAGGUUCUCUUGUACAGAUUUCAAGUGGAAAGGGCUGCAAUUCAAUGGAGGCUAUGGAUUUGUCAAGCAGUAGGGCACAGUUUUUGCAUAAUAUUCUUGACUUUACUUGGUGGUCAGAUGAUGUACUUAUAGUUGCAAACAGAAAUGGCACAGUCACCAUGGUUGACAUUCUAAAUCAUGUAAAUGUCUCAAAAAAUAAACUUGAAUUUUCACUGCCUCUUUUAGAAAGAGCUCAAGGGGCCCCAGGGUUGGUUUUUGUUUUAGAGAACACCUUAGAUGAAGAAAGCAAUGCAUCGGAACAGAAGGGACUCAUUGGGCAUGUCAUGACAGAUAAGCCUGAACAAUUUGAUUUUUCCAAGCCAAAAUGGAGUUUAACAUCACUGGUAAAAAGAUCUGGCCGUGAAAUUUUUGAGAAUCUGAUUAUUAAUCGAAGGUAUCAGGCGGCUAUUGACUUUGCUGAUUGUCAUGGGUUUGAAAAAGAUGAAGUGCUAAAGUCACAAUGGUUAUCUUCUGCCCAUGGAGUUCAUGAAAUACAAAACAUUCUGUCCAAUAUCAAGGACGAAGGUUUUGUUCUUUCUGAAUGUGUGGAUAAAAUAGGAUUAACCGAAGAUGCAAUGAGAACUUUACUUUCUUUUGGGCUCCGCCUAACAGAAGCUUACAGAUUUUCUGAGUUGGAUGAUGCUGAAGAUGCCCAAAUCUGGAAUUCUCGUCUCGCAAGACUUAAGCUGUUGCAAUACAGUGAUAGGCUAGAGACAUUUAUAGGGAUAAACAUGGGCAGGUUCUCUGUGCAGGAGUAUAGCCGAUUCCGUGACUUUCCUCUGAGUAAAACUGCUUUAGUACUUGCAGAGAGUGGGAAAAUAGGAGCCCUGAACCUUCUAUUUAAACGCCAUCUUUAUUCACUAACUCCUUCUGUUUUGGAAGUUUUGGCUGCCAUACCUGAGACAAUACCAGUUAAAUCCUAUGGGCAGCUUCUUCCUUCCAUUUCUUCUCCUACAAAUGCUGUUGUAAGGGAUGGGGAUUGGGUGGAAUGUGAGAGAAUGGUAUCAUUUGUCAACAAUAUUCCUGGAAAUAAUGAGAACAAGGUCCAAUACAUGACUGAGCCCAUUGUAAUGAAAUAUAUGGCAUGCCAGUGGCCAUCUAUUUCUGAUCUUUCUUCAUGGUAUAAGAAAAGAGCUAGAGAUAUUGAUGCCUUAAGUGGUCAGCUUGACAACUGCUUGUGCUUGAUUGAUUUGGCUGUAUCUAAGGGGAUAUCUGAAUUGCAGCAUUUUCUUGAGGAUAUCUUUUAUUUGCACCAGCUUAUUUACUCUGAUGAAAUUGAAGAUGAGGCCAACUUUUCUUUGAGUCUUGCUACUUGGGAACAACUUCCGAAUUAUGACAAAUUUAAGUUGUUAAUGAUGCAUGUGAAGGAGGAAAGUGUAAUUCCUAGACUACAUAAAAUGGCAGUCCCCUUUAUGCACAGCAGGCUUAAUGCAUUAGUUGGAGGUGAUACUAUUGUUGAUUCACAGAAGACUGUCGAUUCAUUUUUGGUGCGAUGGUUGAAAGAAAUUGCUUCACAAAAUAAACUAGAAAUGUGCUUACUAGUAAUUGAAGAAGGGGGCAGAGACAAGGCUGACCAUCACUUUUUCAAAGAUGAAGUGGAGCUCAUGGAUUGUGCCCUUCAGUGUAUAUAUUUGUGCACUGAAACAGAUACGUGGAGCACCAUGUCUGCUAUUUUGUUAAUACUUUCACACAUACGAGACUAUGAUUCCGUGGAUAUCAAACACAGAUACAAACUUGCAGAGGGCCAUAUUGAAUCUGGCCGAUUGUUGGCAUAUUAUCAGGUCCCAAAGCCUUUAAGUUUCUUUCUGGAAGCAAACAUGGAUGAAAAGGCUGUAAAACAAGUUAUUCGUCUUUUACUCUCAAAAUUUAUUAGGUGGCAGCCAAGUCGAACUGAUCAUGAUUGGGCAAACAUGUGGCGUGAUUUGCUGUCUCUCCGAGAAAAGGCAUUUCCAUUUCUAGAUUUAGAAUAUUUUUUGAUUGAGUUUUGUAGGGGAUUGCUUAAAGCUGGAAAAUUUUCCCUAGCUAGGAAUUAUUUGAAAGGUACGAAUUCAGUUACUUUGGCAACAGACAAGGCUGAAAAUCUAGUCAUUCAAGCUGCAAGGGAGUAUUUUUUCUCAGCACCAACACUUACUUCCUCUGAGAUCUGGAAGGCGAAGGAGUGCCUGAAUAUUUUUCCUGGGAAUAGAAAUGUCAGGGCAGAGGCUGAUAUCAUUGAUGCUGUCACCAUUAGACUUCCAAACCUUGGAGUGAACCUUCUCCCUAUGGCAUUCAAGCAAAUAAAGGAUCCUAUGGAAAUCAUCAAGUUAGCAAUUACAAGUCGAAGUGGAGCUUAUCUAAAUGUUGAUGAACUUAUUGAAAUUGCUAAACUUCUUGGGUUGAGAUCAGAAGAAGACAUAUCAACUGUUCAAGAAGCAAUUGCACGAGAAGCAGCAUUUGCAGGAGAUGUACAGUUGGCUUUUGAUCUGUGUCUUGUGCUGGCCAAAAAGGGCCAUGGUUCUGUUUGGGAUUUAUGUGCUGCUCUUGCCAGGAGUCAAGCCCUUGAGAGUAUGGAUUUGAAGUCCCAAAAGCUGCUUUUAGGUUUUGCAAUGAGCCAUUGUGAUGAAGAAUCAAUUGGCGAACUUCUUCACGAAUGGAAGGAUAUUGACUUGCUGGACCACUGUGAAACUCUGAUAAUGUCAAGUGGAAGGGAGCCCUAUGAAUUCCAUGAAAAAAGUUUCUUAACAUCAGGAGAAUUUUCUGGGCGAACUGAUGUCAGUUUUGAGCAUGAGGAACCACAGAUUACAAAAGUGAAAAGCUUACUCUCUCUGGUAGCUCAAAAUUUAUCUGCGGAAAAUGGCUAUGACUGGGAAUCUGUACUUAACGAAAACAGCAAAGUGAUUUCUUUUGCUUCCUUACAUCUCCCUUGGUUGCUCAAAUUGAGUGAGGACAAAGAAUUUGGGAAAAGAUCUGCAUCAGAUUCACUAUCCAGAAUCCGGCAGAUUAGUAUAAGGACCAGAGCAGUGAUGACUAUUCUGUCAUGGUUGACAAAAUGUGGUUUUGCCCCCAAAGAUGGCUUGAUUGCUUCCCUGGCUAAAUCAGUUAUGGAGCCGCCUGUUUCUGAUGGGGAAGAUAUUCUAGGAUGCUCUGUUCUAUUAAAUCUUGUAGAUGCUUUUCAUGGAGCUGAAUUUAUUGAACAACAGCUGAAAAUAAGAGAAAAUUAUCGAGAAUUUUCCAGUUUGAUGAAUGUAGGAAUGAUUUAUAGCAUGCUUCACAGUCUAGGUAUUGAAUGUGAGAAUCCAGCUCAAAGGAGGGAGUUGCUGCUGGAUAAGUUUCAAGAGAAACAUAGAACACUUGGUUCAGACGAAUACACUGAAGUACAUGAAGAACAAUCAACAUUUUGGAAUGAUUGGAAAGUUAAGCUUGAACAACAGAAGAAUAUGGCCGAUAAAUCAAGGGUACUAAUCAAGUUGAUACCUGGAGUGGAAACCUCUCGGUUCUUUUCUGGAGACAUGGAAUAUAUACAAAAUGUAGUGUUUUCUCUUAUUGAUUCUGUUGGAAUCGAGAAGAAGCAAAUCAUGGAUGACACACUCAAUCUUGCUCGUACCUACGGUGUGGAUCGUAGCAAGGUGCUUUUGUAUUACCUGCGUACUAUACUUGUUUCUGAGGUAUGGAGCAUAGAUGAUAUCACGGUGGAGGUUUCGAAUCUUAAAGAAGAAAUACUUUCUUAUGCUGAAGAAGUCAUUAAAUUGAUUUCGGAAAUCGUCUACCCUGCAAUUGAUGGACAUGAUAAGGAAAGGCUUGCUUUCAUAUACGAUCUACUCUCUGAAUGCUACAUGCAGCUUCUAAAAUCGAAAGAGCUGUCAACUGCAAUGGGUCACGAUCAUGCACAAUCCAAUGCCCUUGGUCUGGCCCGAUUUUGCAAAACUGUUGCAGAAGAAUGUCGAAGGAGCUCCUUUAUUAAAGGCCUUGAUUAUAAAAACAUAGCUGGAUUACAAGUUCUGAACUUGAGUAGCUUCAAAGAUGAAGUUUGUUCUCAUCUGAAUGAAAAGAAUGUGGAUACAUUGGCGGAAAUGGUUCAGAACCUUGUUCUUUUGUACGGUGAUACCGUGCCUGUGGGUCUUCCAUCUGGAAAAGACGUAUAUGCGCAUUACAUCUUCGGUUGCUUGCACACUCUAGAAGGUAAAAUGGAAAGGGAAACUCAUUUUCAAAGUUCUUCGGAAAUUUGCUCUAAAAUAAGCGAGAUUCAGCUGACUUAUGAUACCUGUAAAAGGCAUAUGAGGUUCGUCGAAUAUCAAGUUAUCUCGGACAUAGUGCCAAGGUUUUUCUCUAUAGUACUAUUAAUCAAUGAAAGUUUAAAGGACUUUCCCUGUGACUCAACUGGGAAAGAAUGCCUUGUGAAACUUAUAAAUUUCUGGCUUAGAUUAAUGAAGGAUAUGGAGCAGGUGUUACUCGACGAUGCUUCGGGAGAAAAGCUCUAUUCUGAAUGCUCGACUACAUGUCUGAAAGUCCUCUUAGACUUGCUCGUCGAGGAGAUAGUGUCGCCUACUCAGAGUUGGCAUACUGUUGUUAAUUAUGUGGCUUGUGGUCUUCAACGUAAUGUUUCUAUUGAAACAUUUUAUUUUGUCCGAGCAAUGAUAUUUUGUGGAUGCGGAUUCGAAGCUGUGGCUCGAGUAUAUUCUGAGGUUGCAUUACAGUUCCCGCGAGAGUCGUUUGUUUUUACAACCUCCGAGAAGUCUUCUGUGAACAUCCAAGAUCUUCCGCAGUUGUAUCUCAGCAUACUUGAGCCUAUUUUGCAAGAUGUAGAUCGAGGGACCAUCGAACGCCAGAAUUUACAUUAUUUCCUGUCGUCUUUGAGUAGAAUGGAAGGAGACUUGGAGGAUCUGAAUAAAGUACGGCUCGUGGUGUGGGAAAGGAUUUCUACUUUCUCCGACAACUUACAGUUGCCAAACCAUCUUCGCGUGUAUGUGUUGGAGCUUUUGCAGUUUAUCUCCGGUAACUUAGAUGUGUUGUCUUCGGAGUGUCUGGAAUUUCUUUUGCCCUGGGAAGGUUGGGACGAUUUACAGGAUAAAACUACGAAUCGAGCUAAUUCAUCCAACGAUCUGACUGCAAAGGAUGGGUCGAAUAGAGUUAUGAGCACUCUUGUAGCUCUUAAAUCAACACAGCUCGUCUCGUCUCUCUCCCCCGGCCUAGAAAUUACACCCAACGAUAUCCUCUCGGUGGAUUCCGCUGUUUCGUGCUUUCUAAAAUUAUCCGAACUGGUCACUGAUCGAUCGCAGGUCGACACUUUGAUAGCUCUGUUAGCCGAGUGGGAAGGAGUGUUUUUGUCCGGGACCGAAGACGGUGCGACCACAGAGGAAUCCGACGCUAUGAACUGGAACAACGACGACUGGGACGAGGGUUGGGAAAGUUUCCAAGAAGAAUCGAUCGAGAAAGAAACUACGGAAAGCAGUAGCCGUCGAAUCCAUCCCCUCCAUACUUGCUGGACGACUGUUAUCCUAAAAUUGAUCGAAUUUUCCAGCCACAGGGACGCGCUGAAAUUACUCGACCAAAAUGUCGGCAAGAAUCACGCAGUAUUGGUGUCUGAAGACGACGCUCGUAACGUGACGCGAGCUGCGCUCGAAUCGAACUGCUUUUCUGGUCUUAAGAUGGCGUUAUUGAUGCCGUACGAAGCGACUCAGUUACAGUGCUUGGAUGCAGUCGAAGACAAGCUCAAGGAAGGAGGGGUCCCGGACAUUGCCGAGGAUCAUUUCUUCCUCGUCCUCUUAUUGUUGUCGGGAAUUCUACCGACUGUCAUGACAAAGGCUUCUUACGGCGCCACUUUCUCGUACAUUUGUUUUAUGGUAGGUAAUUUCUGUCGUCGGUUCCAGGAGGCGCAAGCGACGGGGCUCAAAAAUGGCGGCGGCGAGAAUGAAUCAGAAAACCUCCUCGACUCGCUGUUUGCGGAAAUUGUAUUUCCGAGUUUUAUAGCCGAGCUUGUGAAGGGGAAGCAGCACAUUUUGGCGGGGUUUCUGGUCGCAAAGAUGAUGCACGUGAAUGUUUCGGUUGGCUUGAUUAACAUUGCGGAGGCGACUCUGAGGACGUAUUUGGAGAGGCAAUUGGAGGAAGGGACAGCAUGGGAGACGACGAGGUUUUGCGGAGCGUUGUCGAAUGCCGUUGCAGAUUUGAAAGGGAAGUUGGGGAAUUCGAUUCGGAGUGCAGUUGGUUUGCUGCCAAAUGAGGUUAGGUGACUCUCUAUACUCACUUUUUACUUCUUUGGCUUUACUCGUCAUUCUUCAUCUUUGUGAUUUUUGUAUGCAUAAUUAACUGAUUAUAUGUUUAUUAUGUGUGGUGAAAGAAAGGGUGGUUAUGUUUUACUA
Messenger RNA from Andrographis paniculata, 7427 nucleotides. Its product is annotated as MAG2-interacting protein 2. Gene Ontology annotation, biological process: retrograde vesicle-mediated transport, Golgi to endoplasmic reticulum. Gene Ontology annotation, cellular component: endoplasmic reticulum membrane; Dsl1/NZR complex. The coding region runs from base 114 to 7298 and encodes 2394 amino acids. Gene Ontology annotation, molecular function: SNARE binding. The record is from RefSeq and is a predicted model, not a curated record. Lineage: Eukaryota; Viridiplantae; Streptophyta; Magnoliopsida; Lamiales; Acanthaceae. The transcript is spliced from 12 exons.